Scophthalmus maximus (turbot) is the source of this 3019-nucleotide messenger RNA. Its product is annotated as E3 ubiquitin-protein ligase RING2-A-like. The transcript is spliced from 7 exons. Gene Ontology annotation, cellular component: PcG protein complex; ubiquitin ligase complex. The record is from RefSeq and is a predicted model, not a curated record. The coding region runs from base 246 to 1442 and encodes 398 amino acids. Gene Ontology annotation, molecular function: ubiquitin protein ligase activity; chromatin binding. NCBI's taxonomy places the organism in Eukaryota, Metazoa, Chordata, Actinopteri, Pleuronectiformes, Scophthalmidae. Gene Ontology annotation, biological process: negative regulation of DNA-templated transcription.
GAAGAAGAAGAAGAAGAAGAAGAAGAAGAAGAAAGAUGGCUAACGUUAGCUAAGCUAACGGCUGGAGGAAAAUGUUGCGCUCUUGAUCUUCCGUCGUGUUUCUCCUCCAGGGAGGUUCCGUGCGGACCGGACCGGACGACCAGCGGCAGUUAGUUCGGUUGCAGCGGGUUGGUCGAUCCGUUUCCUGGCUGUUGUGAGUGUUUGUCUCCUCCGGUCAGCUGUCCGUCAUCACGCCAGUGGCGGCCAUGACGGCUCCAGUCAACGUCCAGACUCCCAGUAAGAGCUGGGAACUGAGUCUGUACGAGCUGCACCGGAGCCCACAGGAGGCGAUCGUAGACGGGACCGAGGUGUCUGUGUCUCCUCGCUUGCUGCACAGUGAGCUGAUGUGUCCGAUCUGUCUGGACAUGUUGAAGAACACCAUGACGACUAAAGAGUGUCUCCACCGGUUCUGCUCCGACUGCAUCGUCACGGCGCUGCGAUCAGGGAACAAGGAGUGUCCGACCUGCAGAAAGAAGCUUGUGUCCAGACGCUCGCUGCGCCGCGACUCCAACUUCGACGCGCUGAUCUCCAAGAUCUACCCGAGCCGCGAGGAGUACGAGGCCCACCAGCGCCGCGUCCUGGACCGGCUCAACCGGCUGCACAACACGGAGGCGCUGAGCUCCAGCAUCGAGGAGGGGCUCCGGCAGCAGGCCCGGUACCGGUCCGAGAGGAGCCACCGGGCGAAGAAGCCUCAGGAGAGCGACAACACCACCUUCAGCGGAGGCGAAGACAACGGUGACGCCCGCUCGCACCUGUCCCACGACUCCGCCCCCUCCCAAGCGCCCCACCCGCCAUGCGGUCAGACGCCUUUGGAGGCGGGGCCGAGCCGCAAGAGGCCGCGGGCGUCAGAUGACGGCGGCUCGGGGCCCGAGGCGGCGGACAGCGGCAGCCCCACGCCACCGCAGCUGCGCCGCCACAAGGAAGGGCCAGGCUCGGAGAUCGAGCUGGUGUUCAGGCCACACCCACAGCUGGUCAACGGAAAGGACUACAAUCAGACCAGAUUUGUGAAGACGACGGCGAACGCCACCGUGGACCAUCUGUCCAAGUACCUCGCUCUGCGCAUCGCUCUGGAGGACCGACAGGCCAACGGGGAGGCGGAGCUUAGGGGGAGGGAGGAGGGGGGUGUGGGCCAGGAGGGGGGAGGGGGGGAGGGGUCGAGUCUGGGCGUGGUCAGUGAGAAACAGUACACUAUCUACAUCCUGACGAGAGGCGGACAGUUCUCUACGCUGAACGGUUCUCUGACUCUGGAGUUGGUCAACGAGAAGUUCUGGAAGGUCCGGAAGCCGCUGGAGCUUUACUACGCUCCCACCAAGGAGCAGCAGCAGCCGCCGCCGGCCCUGCCCCCCCCUCCACCCCAUAAGUCUCCUCCCCCUCCUCCUCCUCCUCCUCAGAGAGAGGGGUAAGGAGGACAUUGGGGGGAGACGGAAAGUCGAACGCCAUUUUCACAACGUCGUCGUUGUCACCUCUUUUGUUUUUAAUUUUAUUCUGUGAAACUGAUUCUCGUCUCUGAGUGACAGAAUUUCUGCUUCUUUUUUCAUUUAAAAAAACUUAUGACGUAAAAAUGAUGAAGAAAUGCACAAAUUAAAAAAUAUAUAUUUCCGGUGCAAAAAUAACAAAAAAGGUUUGAUUCCUACUUCCCACUUUAAUGGAUUUGUCUCAACUCAGCUGCAAAAACAAUUUUAAUAAUAAGUGAAGGAAAUUCACUUUCACUUUCCUCCACUGUAAAAGAUGAAGGUGAUUGUGAGGCUUCAGGUCAACAGAUGGUUAUAAAGACUCAUAUGAUUUAAUAUUAAUGUUUUAAGACUUGAUCUGAAUUUAACGUCUGACUUUAUGAAAUCUGUGUAAUUUAAUUUCUAGUGUAGGAUCACUCAGUAGAUCAUAUCAUCAGCCUCCAACAACUUCUCACGUCUCUUCAUCUUCAUCAUCAUCAUCAUCACAUCCACCAGAUCAACACUCUGAGAAUCAGUCAAUGUGUCUGAUGGUUUCAUGAAUUAUUCUGUUGAUAAAAAACCUUCUGUCUCACAAUGUUCAAGAAAGAAGCUCCGCCCCCCUUGUCCACAUCCAUGUUCCAUCAGAACGACAGAUACAGACAGACAGGUAGACAGACAGGUAAACAGACAGACAGGUGAAAACGGCGGAGAUAUAACAUGACUGAAGCUCUCUGCUGUCAGUUAGAGGUCACGGACGGGGUCGGGGUCAUGUUCGACCGGCUCGUUUCAGUUUGACCUCUAACACUUCAUUCGGAACUUUUCCCAUCAUGCACUGUGGCCAGACACGCUAGAGAUGAGCACAUGGUCUUUUAUGAAUUUGUGGUUACCGUGGUAACUUCAGGUUUCCAGUCCAGUUUCGAGGUGGGGUUCACUUGUUGCAGUGGUAAAUUGCCAUACUGAGGCUGAACUGCUGACCCUAACCCAAAACUACCGCCCAAUCAGAUCACUGGAAAAACCAGGAGCGUUGUUGUACAGGAGCUGUACAGAAAAGAGUUGAGUGAAGUGAAGAUAUUUUUAUAGAUGAGUGGAAUCACUUCACACACACACACACACACACACAAACACACCCACACACUAAAAUCUGUCCUCAGGUAAUUUUCACCGUUUGACCACAAGUCGUGUAAAGAUGGACGACGACGCGUCCUUUCUCACUGUCGUCGUCCAUCUUUAUUUAUUUACAGUCUGACGAUAACGUGUAAGAAACAGCAAAAAUAAUCUUUAUUCCUUUUUAAUAACUGACGAACAUUCCUGCUGUAUUUUACUAUGAUGUCAAACACGUUUGUUUCAUCUUUUAAUUUUUUUUAUCACUUAAUGUUCAAAAACCCAACUUGUUUAUUGCAGACGUCUUCAAACCUCGAGGUAAUAAUCUCUAUGGAUUAUUAAUCUCUAUUCAGGAUGAUGAAAUUUUUCCCCCCUUUGUUCUGUUGCAUCGUUGUUCACUUGUUUCCUUCUGUCAGAAGCUGCAGCUCAAUAAACUGAAUUAAUAACGA